Molecule: messenger RNA, 552 nt
Organism: Drosophila miranda
Lineage: Eukaryota; Metazoa; Arthropoda; Insecta; Diptera; Drosophilidae
Product: transmembrane protein 14 homolog
Exons: 2
Coding region: 80-421 (113 amino acids)
Biological process (GO): regulation of heme biosynthetic process
Cellular component (GO): mitochondrial membrane
Source: RefSeq, a predicted model, not a curated record
UCGAUAUCGAUAGCUACUAGUUUUUCUUGUGCAACAAAAAAACAAUUUGUUUUUUAAUUGUUAAGUAUAGCAAUUUAAAAUGCCGGUGGAUUGGUUUGGUUAUGCAUAUGCUGCGACAGUUGCGGCGGGCGGCAUCAUGGGCUAUGCAAAGGCAGCAUCGAUUCCUUCGCUUGGAGCUGGCCUUGCAUUUGGAGCUCUACUCGGCUAUGGAGCCCAUCUAAAUUCCCAGGAUCAACCACGCCCCAUGCUCCAGUUGGGCACGUCCCUGUUCUUGGCUGGGCUAAUGGGUGCCCGCUGGAAUCGUUCUGGAAAACUAAUGCCUGCCGGCGUUGUCUGUAUGAUCUCCGUGGUUGCUCUAGUGCGAAACCUGGUGUCGUACAACCGCUACUUGCCGCUGUCUACAAGCUCUAAGGGAGCUUAAAGCGAUCUAAGCUGGUUUUCCAGCAGCUCGACUUGCCGGAGAUUUUCAAAUAAUUUUUCCAUUAUAUGUACUCAUCUUGCGUUAUUUGAUUAAAAUUUUUUAUUUUGGUGCUUGGACCUAUGAUACUUAAA